CUCGAAACUUUAGUAGAGUGCAGCAAUGCUCAAAGAAAGUCAUUGUCAACUUCGAAUGAAAAUCUUAUUGCACCACCCAGUUUGCAGGCCUACUCGUUUGCGGGAAAUAUUUUCUGGUCAAUAUAUAAUCAUGAUAUCAUUAUGGCUGAUAUCCAGCUGAGAGAAGAUUUACUGUAAAGGAAUAACAAACCAAAGGCGAAGAAAUCACUGUCGGUUACAUUUGAAGUCUAUCAGGGAUAAACAGCCUAAAAUGCCUGGAUAAAGCUUGGGUCGAUGCAGUUUCAUGAAGACUAAUCCUUUACAAUUGGUCGGUGUAAAUACAAUUUAGCUGCUGGCAAGUUUUACUUUUGAAAACCGCAGAGGAAUUUACCACACCAUUGUUUUAAUUGAACGACUUAAAAAGUCCAGCAACAAAUCUUGUCCAGCAAUAAACGAACGGCCUAACAAGUUCAUUACUAACGCUGUUAUAAUGCUCAUCUUUGAGUGGGAUUUAUUGUCGCGAUUGACGGCUCUGCUCGUCACUUCGUUCAUACUGGCUGCUGCAAGAUCCGAGGGCAAUUGGUUGCGGAGGAGAAUACCGAUUUCUGUUCGCUCACCCGAGUAUAUUCGUCUAGGUUCAGACCCACAUGUCUUAGAACAUGAAAGAAUCGUUGCCAGGAGCAAAGGUGUCAAUAUUUGCGUAAAGAGAAUAAAGAAGACCGAAAACCACGCAACGUUGUGCUCUUUGAAUCCACGAAAAUGUCCAAGGUUGGACAAAUUCAAACAUGCUGCUGCCAUGCUACCUCUGUUCUACACAAAAUACGAAUGUUGUCCCGGAUACGAGGCUGUAAAAUACAUGAAAGGAUGUCCCAAGGAUAAAUUCUCCUCUAAAUAUAACAUAAUCCAGGUAGCCAAGCAGCUUGGUCUUUCAAUAUUUGUAUACCUGAUAAGGAAGACGAUGUUGUAUUCAACACUUCGUUACUGGCGACCUUUGACAGUUCUCAUCCCGACGAAUGAAGUAUUUGCGAACUUCUUAGAAACUAAGAAAGGAGCACGUAUACUGAAAAAUGAGUAUUCGUUGCGAAUACUACUGGCAAUGCACGUUUUUGGUGGAAAAUGGCCCACUGUUUUGUUGAGGAAGAGGCGCAAAAUAGAGAGCUUUUUGCCUGGAGAAGCACGUGUGGCUAAUAUCCUCGUUUACGGGAAGCAAUUAUUAAUUCAAAACACACUCGUCAAACAGAAGGAUCUGCCUGCGUCCAACGGAAUUAUUCACGUGGUUGACUCUAUAAUCCAGCCUUCUCUUGGAACUGUACAGAGCGUACUGAGGCGACAUAAAGGUGUGAGCAUAUUCAAGAAGGGACUUGAAUCGGUUAACUUUGAAAUCAGUGGUCACGGCACCAUUUUCAUACCUAGUAAUGAUGCAUUUAAACGAGCAGGUAUUACUACGCAAAAAGCGUUGCAGCAGCAUUUCAAAUGCCUAAAGGAGUUCCUAGUUACACAUUUGGUGCCUGGGAUAUUUUUUCCUGUCAUUCUUAAACUAAGGCCUCGUAUUUUCGUAAGAAACCUCGCUAAAAGUCGAUUGAAUCUGUUAUACGAAAGACGGAAGUUCUAUAUCAACAAGCUUUUGGUCAAAGCAAAAUAUUUUGCUGCAACAAAUGGUGUAAUAUUUGUUAUAGAUCAGCUCUUGGUUACUCCUAGAGCCUUGCACAUUCACAAAGUUCUGCAGAAAUUCCCGUCUGUUUCUUGGGUUGCAAAAAUGAUGAAUCAAACAGAUUUCGAAAGCAAAUUUCUCCUGGGAAAUCAAACCUAUACCCUCUUUCUUCCUUCAAAUUUUGCCGUAAAGCAAAUGGGUAGAAAGCAGCUAGAAGGCAUUGCGCGAGAUGAGUCAACUGUUGGAUUUUUAAUGGAUCAUGUUGCAGAUAAAAAGUACCUAACGCAGAUACUAGCAAAUGACAUGACAAUGUAUUCCUUGAAGAACCAACCUAUCAGAGUCAAUAAACGUUAUAUUUCUGAGUUCUGUAUCCAAGGAUCAAAAAUGAGCCUCAGAUUGCGAAAUAUCGAGGCAUGCAACGCUGCAAUUCACGUUAUCAACUCUCAGCCAAUCAGGCAUUCUAAGAAGUCGAUUCUGGACAUCAUAACAAGCGACUCUAGGUUGUUGUUGCUAUCAAUGGCACUAAAUUUCACAAACCUAAAAAGGACUCUCGAUAGUAAAUCUCCUAUCACCUUCUUUGCUCCAUCGAAUGAGGCUUGGCAAAAGCUGGAUAACAAAACGUUGGUUGACUAUUUUGGAAAUGAACAACAUCUCACAGAUGUAUUGGAGUACCAUAUUAUAUUUGGAACCUUUUAUUCCUGCAAUCUGUCUAGAAGAAAGUCUUCGCCAUUUUCAAUUGCUGGACGACGUGUGAGGCUUUCGUUGAAAAACUAUUACUCGGAUAGAAUAGUAUUCAACUAUGCAGAAACUAUAGCGUCUAAUAUUGUUGCGAAAAAUGGCGUCGUUCACAUUGUUGAUAACGUCGUUCAGUAUUUGUACAAACGAAAAUAUUUUGGAUAAGUAAAAAAUUGUGUAUGUAUAUGUCUACAGUAAUAUAAACUUUUCUAAAAAGGUUUUCUUAGUGGAGUUAAGCUUUAAAGCCAAGAUACUGCAACAGGAAGGAAAUCAUAAAGACCAACCGUGAAUAUUAACGCUCAGUUAAUGGCAGUUGUGAAAUCUUGCUUUCGUAAAAUUAUUCGUAAUCAGGGGCUUUUGGUAAAUGGUACAUACUUUUGCAGACUAGCUAGUAUAAUGUAAGAUAUUCGUUGUAAGGGUGUCCCAUCUUCUUAAACCAAUGCAUAACACCUAUACUCGUGCAAAUUAGUGGGAGAAACAAUUUUGCAUGCUUCUUAUCCCUGAUUGAUUGUUGUCUAUCAAAGCAGCGCUGCUUUCUAAAAAAGCAAGGAGAAUGAGCUUGCCCACUCAUUAAUAUAAUAGGUACAUAUAUAUAUGUAUGUAAGUGUAGUGGGGAUAUGUAAAUAACUGGCUUUAGCUUUAUGAUAACUUAUAAUCAUCAAAGUUUGUUUAUUUUAUUUGAGAAAGAUAUUUAGAAAUCAGUAAUGAUGAGAAAAAUUUUUGGCUUCUUAUUUAUCAGUUUAUAUUGAACAGAAAAAUGAUGUCUCCUUUUUACGGUGACAUUGUAGCCUUAGGUCAGUUGAUGUAUUCCUAAGAUUCCUAGAAUUUAACUUGGAUUUCUCUUUGAAAAGAUCACACAUGUAUUGUGGAGCCAGUCCAUGAAUCGAUUUGAAGACCAUGAUAUUUGACUCACUAGCGAUUAGCUCGUCUAUGGUCAUCCAGCCCAGCUCCUUUACGAGUGGUUGGCUCGGUGCAUCAAAACUUUUGCCAGAUACAUUACGAGCAACCAGUUUUGUAGUUUUUGUAAGCAUUUGAUUUUGGUAAGACCACAACAGCCUCACACCGAACAACAAUAGUGAAAGUGUGGCUACACAAUACUUGUGUACAUAGUCUUCAGAGUUUCUUUUGGCAGAAAGGAUUUUGCAUGCUUCAAAAAGCCAAUUCCUCUGGAGACCUUGGAACAAAUUGUUUUAGUGUGUUCCUUCCAAUCUAAUGUGUUAUCGAUUUGUAUUCCAAGAUAUUUGGUUUUUUGAACAACAUCCAGCUCAUUUCUCUGAAUUUUUAGCUUUAAAGUUUCGUCUGAUCCAAGAGUACCGUUCUAAAAAUUGAUGAAGGGGGUGCUGAGCUGUAAGGAACUUCUAUAAGUCACACCUAAGAUCAUAUUCAUGACCACACCUCACAAACUUGCAUUCGUCUUCAGCGUUUUCUGUUUUGUAUAUGAAAUCAUUUAAACUAUUUACCGACUCUAAAAGGCUAAUAGAAAUUGCAUUAAUUGGAAAAUAGCAUAAUAAAGGGUUUGUUCACAUUGCCAAGUGAGGCCCAACAUUAUUUCAUAUUUCAUGAUGAUAUCCUGCCAUUAUUUCAAUGAUAUCUUGCCAGCAAAGUAUUUCGAAAUUGUCAAAUGUUCCAUUACUGUUUCUAAAAUAUAGUUUUUUUAAGGUGCCAAGACAGGUUGGACCAACUCACAUACAAAAUGGACCGAGUCUUCGAAACCAAUAUUUGCAGAUAAAAACAUUGAAAAUGCACGAAGAAUAUGCUCAGAAAUAGCCAAAGAGUGAUAAUACUCGGGUGAGAAUAGGGAAAUCAUUCUCUUUAAAACUGUGGUGAUCAUUUGGUAAUUUUGAGAAGAUUCAGGGACACCGGAUGAAAUAUUAAUCUUUGUUUUGUUUCAAAGUAUUCUUUGAGAAACAACUAAACAAAUUCGAAACAUACAUGUACCAAAACUAAUUGUCAAAGUCUUUUGUGUGGAUGGUAGGUUACAACUGACAGCGGCCCACCGACAUGCCCGGGAGACACACUAUGCUAGAAGCAUUUUGAAUUUUAGGGUAUCUUCUUUGGCUUUACUGUCCGCCUAGAGCCAUAAUAAGCAGAAAAUUUUUGUAUUGGAUUCUUUAUACUAAAGUCAGACCGUUAU
Rhopilema esculentum is the source of this 4499-nucleotide messenger RNA. RefSeq names its product transforming growth factor-beta-induced protein ig-h3. NCBI's taxonomy places the organism in Eukaryota, Metazoa, Cnidaria, Scyphozoa, Rhizostomeae, Rhizostomatidae. The record is from RefSeq and is a predicted model, not a curated record. Gene Ontology annotation, cellular component: extracellular matrix. Gene Ontology annotation, molecular function: cell adhesion molecule binding. Gene Ontology annotation, biological process: cell adhesion; extracellular matrix organization.